Pongo pygmaeus (Bornean orangutan) is the source of this 311-nucleotide messenger RNA. Its product is annotated as large ribosomal subunit protein eL27-like. The record is from RefSeq and is a predicted model, not a curated record. Gene Ontology annotation, cellular component: ribosome. Gene Ontology annotation, biological process: translation. Lineage: Eukaryota; Metazoa; Chordata; Mammalia; Primates; Hominidae. Gene Ontology annotation, molecular function: structural constituent of ribosome. Bases 27 to 311 code for a protein of 94 amino acids. The transcript has a single exon.
UGUAGGCCCGAGUGGUUGCUGCCGAAAUGGGCAAGUUUAUGAAACCUGGGAAGGUGGUGCUUGUCCUGGCUGGACGCUACUCUGGACGCAAAGCCGUCAUCGUGAAGAACAUUGAUGAUAGCACCUCAGAUUGCCCCUACAGCCAUGCUCUGGUGUCUGGAAUUGACCACUACCCCCACAAAGUGACAGCUGCCAUGGGCAAGAAGAUCACCAAGCGGUCAAAGAUCAAGUCUUUUGCGAAAGUUUGUAACUACAAUCACCUAAUGCCCAAGGCCCGACGAGAGGCCAAGGUCAAGUUUGAAAAGAGAUAA